UUUCUAUUCACCUAAUCAUGUCGAUACAAUUGACCCUGUUUGCUUUGCUCGUCAGCAUACCCAGCGCCCGAGCAACAGGUUGGGACGACUUCACCGAUGAUCUGGCAACAGAUUUGGCACCUCUGAUAUCCCUAUUCGGCGAUCGACUGAGCAAACAAUACCUCUCCGAGUCAAUCAGCAUCCUAGACAACUUCAUAUUCGCCGUUUCGCCUCUAGGCAUUCUCACAGCUGUCAUCUCCGCUAUUCGUAUCUGCGGGAACGCCUCGCUAAGGGCGUUCGUGGGUCGAGCCCAGGAAGGUCCCGGAGAAGCAGAGAAUGAACUGUUGUCCUGUGUCUCCGAGACCACUGCAGAACUUUUCAACCACGGGGGCAUAUCGAGAGUCCUUGGGCGACCUCGAAUAUUAGAGAUCAUUGUAUGGGAGGAGAUAGAUCCUCAGACCCAGCAACGCUCGUACAAAAUCGCGACUCUGCGGGACGCGCUUCAGACCGGUGCCUGGGUGGCCGGAGAAGGCCAAUGGAUUCUCGAUGGGAAAGAGUACUUCGUCGAGCUCGACAUAGCCAAUCUCUCCUUGAACAAGGGAAUUGCAAGAAGAAGCCAGGGGUGGUUCUAUGCAGCAGCAGCACUGGGAUUUCUGUUGCAAGUGGGCGUGCUGAUAUAUUCUGCUAUAACCGUUUUCUCAUAUCCGAGUCAUUUUUUGAAAGAUGGCAGCCCAGUUGUUGAUUAUGCUUUCCCAUUAUUCUUCUCGGGUACCAUGCUGCUCAGCAUUGGAAUGUUCUUCUGCGCUUUCCUCAUCCAACGCUCCUCGGCCAAAUGCUACAUCCGCCCUACCGUCCCCAGCAAAAUAUACUGGCUGCAGCCAGGAGACCAAGAUGUCGGAGACCAAACCUUCGGUGCUUAUUUGGCUGUCAACGAAGGGUCUGGCGGGGGGGCUAGCAAAGACCUCCUGUACAUCAAAUCAGUCAGGAGUCCCAUUAGAUCUACGGAGCGGCCACUGCUGGCGCUCGCGGUGACCACGGCUGUCGUUGGCUUUGUGACCCAGUUUGUGGGCUUCCGCGGGCUUCAUGCAUCGGUGAUUCUUGCACAGGUGGGCUCGACCUUUCUAAUGUCAAUCGUGAGAGCCUCCCUCCGGACCAAAAGAUCCGAAUCAAAUGAAAGUCGGUUCACGGAUCGAGAGACAGGUUUAGUCUCUCAUAGAAAGCAAGAGUUAGACUGUUUUGCAUUUCACCUCGAAGGCAUUCGAACAUUUGAGUUGGUGGUCAAUGAAGUUUCUGCGUCUCCGUCGCAGGCGCAUGUCAAUCAGACUUCCGGUACGGGAUCUACCAACCAGGGAGCACAAAAGCAUAGCCCGGGGACCAGAGCUAUACAGACAAGGACACGAUUAGCUCAGCUGAUAUCUGAGGGAAGCCAUGAUGGCAUGAGGUGGGAUGACUUGCCUAUCAGGCAAAUAGCUUGCAAUCUAGCGAAAGCGAUUACAGGGACGAUGGAUUUAUUCUCGGAAUGGAAGCACAUUACCAAGGAUACCUACUCCUUCGACCUUCGGUUCCAAUGUCAAGCCCACAAUAGUGGCAACAGCAAUGCUACUAAUUCGGUCUCUGAAACUUACCCUAUCAGACUUGUUAGGUCGGAGGAGACUUUACAGUGGGAAAUCGAUAUCACUGCGCUAGAAGCAGUGCUAGGACUUUGGACAUGGUCACUGAUCAAGACCGACCCGGGAUAUCUCCAGAGUGAACUUGUCCGUGCCGUAGGACUGAAUGAAAAGGAGGCUUCAGAGGAAGAUACCGACUUACUGUUCCAUAAGUGGAUGUUUCGCCAUAUCGAAGCGCAGAUGGUUCCUGCAAAGGUAAUCAGCUUCCACAACCGACGGUUCGGUCUUCUCCUCCACACAAGUUCGAACAGCAAGAGUAUACUUGCUGUGAGAACCAACGUCGGGGUGGAAGUUACGGCUGCCCAGGAGAUCUAUAUAAAGUUCCUCCAAAGCGUCCUGCGCGAAGUCACGGACUUCGGCGGCCAUGUUGAGUUACGCGCAGGAUCACAGAGCGGGUAUAUGGCUUUCAGUAGUCGCCUGGAUUCACUCGCGGCGGUCUUUACAGCAGAAAGAUUGGGUCUCACUGAAGACGCCUUGCUGUGCAUUGUACCAACUUUGAAGCAUCAUAGUCUCUUGCCAAGGUUGGCAGGAGACUCAGAAGGGGUGCAACACUAUAUCCAUAACAACAUCGUUGCCCAAAAGUGGACAGAAGCUUUUGCCGCCCUACACUGGCUGUGUGAGCGUUGUGAUGGAGUCGAGUUCGAACAUACGUUACACGAGCUAGGCUAUCUGUGCCGCCGGGCUAUGGUGCACUUUGACUCGAAGACACAGGCGGAGGGCUUCCAGAAUGUUGUUCGUUUGCUAGAACGAGACCCCAGAGCAAACCUCCGAGCUCGUCUGAGGAGCUCGCGCUCAGAUAGUUGGUUGGACGUCAGCAGACGCCCUGAGCGCUGGAAAGCCAUCUCGCUUCAGCUCGGGUGGCUAGCAUGGCACACAGCCGAAAGAUACCGCGACAAAGACGCCGUCCAAAGCGCACUCAGCGCUCUCGGGAUCUCAAGCGAUAGCCUGCCCAUCUCAAGAGCAUCCGACCAGGACGAAGAGGCCAGCACCGGCUCGCAGGCCGUUCUUCGGUGGUUGAUCCACGGCGACGUGUUCACCCGUGAGUUCCUCGGAGUCGAAGACCAGCUCGCGCUGGACUGGGUCGUCCACAACGAGCAUCAUGCGCUCAUGCAGUGGCUCAUCAUCCGAUGGACCGAGUGCCAGCAACAGUGCCCUGGGCUGAUCCAUCAUGUCAUCAUGUGGGCCGCCGAAAAGGGGUAUCAAGAUACCAUCAACGCCCUACGCCGACGCGGCAUCAGCCUCGACUCGAAGGAAGAGUCCGAUGACGGACUGACACCCCUGAUCAAGAUGAUCGCGACGGGGAGCCACGCGGCCGUCGAAGUGCUGCUCGACGCGGGCGCCUACAUUGACGGCCCGGAUGCCAGGGGCGCAACGCCGUUGAUGGCAGCCUGUCAUGUCGGGGAUCUCGCAAGCGUCUCGCUUCUCGUCCGCCGAGGGGCCAAUUUGAAUGCCCAAGGCCGAAACGGCCUCACUCCGCUCCUUGCGGCAACAUCUGGGGAUCACCCCGGUGUGGUCCGGCUGCUCUUGGAUCAUGGCGCCCAUGUUGACAUGGGGUAUCCGUUGCUGGUCGCGGCCUCGGAGGACCGCGUGGAGUUGAUGAAGGUGUUGUUGGAAGGUGGCGCAGAUGUGGAUGUACAGACGGAGGACGGCUGUACUGCCCUGAUGCUGUCGGCUCGGAACCGGUGCACUGCAGCGAUGAAGGUCCUCCUGGAUCGUGGUGUUGACGUCCACAAACAUAUGUGGAGUGGCACCACGGCCUUGGACUGGGCGCGAGAAGUACAGCAUGCAGAGGGUGUUGAGCUGCUGGAGCAAGAAUUAAGAAAGGACUCGUAGUUCUAAAUCUAGUUUGCAUGCAUUGAGGCAUUGCCGGGUCUAUGCAUAUUCGAGUAAAAUGGAAUGCUGCCUAGCAAAUUCAUUGGAGAUUAUGAUACUG
This is a messenger RNA of Aspergillus uvarum CBS 121591, 3579 nucleotides long. RefSeq lists its product as uncharacterized. Lineage: Eukaryota; Fungi; Ascomycota; Eurotiomycetes; Eurotiales; Aspergillaceae. Bases 18 to 3479 code for a protein of 1153 amino acids. Gene Ontology annotation, molecular function: protein binding. The record is from RefSeq and is a predicted model, not a curated record. The transcript has 3 exons.